AUGGAUGCAAACCGACGUGAAUACUUGAGAUUUGUUCUUCAAUAUGGCAAAGAACAUCCUGACGCUACAGAGGACCAGGUCAAGGAAGAGUAUCUCAAGUCCAAACAAGUACCACAAAACAGAAAAUCGCGGAUGGAGCACGGUUUUAGUGAUAAAGAAGUGGGAUACAUAAGAAGCGCUUUUAACAUCGACUAUGUUGACAAUAAAGAUAUUGUCAACAGAUUGAUCGCUCACAUCGAUGGCUGUCUUCGCAAGUACAACAUAAACAGGACGGAUUACUAUGCGCCCUUUACAGCGAUU
Paraglomus occultum is the source of this 300-nucleotide messenger RNA. Lineage: Eukaryota; Fungi; Glomeromycota; Glomeromycetes; Paraglomerales; Paraglomeraceae. The record is from the annotation of a GenBank genome assembly.